Messenger RNA from Medicago truncatula (barrel medic), 1279 nucleotides. RefSeq names its product stem-specific protein TSJT1. The transcript is spliced from 5 exons. The coding region runs from base 240 to 950 and encodes 236 amino acids. Lineage: Eukaryota; Viridiplantae; Streptophyta; Magnoliopsida; Fabales; Fabaceae. The record is from RefSeq and is a predicted model, not a curated record.
UUCUUUGGUCCCAUGCCACUAUUUUAAUUAACCUGUCAAUUAAUCACAAACAGUGACGGAAUUAUAGAUGGACCAAUAUUUUAAUAUAAAAUAUGAAAUGGCCAAAGUACCCUCUUGUUUUCACUCUAUAUAACCAAACACAUCCUCCAUGCUCAUUUCCCAUCCCAUUCCAUCCUGUGUUAAACACCAGGGACAAAUUUUUUUAUUUUUUAUUUUUAUCUUUUUGAGAGAGAAAAAAUAUGUUGGGGAUAUUCAGUAGCUCAGUGGUGUCUCCUCCGGAGGAGCUGGUGGCUGCCGGUAGCCGAACACCGUCGCCGAAGACGACGGCGAAUUUGCUUUUGAAAAGGUUUGUGGAGAGGAAGGCUUCAGCUGUGUCACUGCAGGUUGGGGAGGAUGUGCAGUUGGCUUAUACACACCAUGAAGAGUCACCAUGGCAACCAAGGUCAUUUGCUGUGAAGGAUGAGAUAUUCUGCUUGUUUGAAGGAUCUCUAGACAAUUUAGGGAGCUUGAGACAGCAAUAUGGACUUUCAAAAUCUGCAAAUGAAGUAGUUCUUAUGAUUGAGGCUUACAAAGCUUUACGCGAUCGUGCACCUUACCCUGCUAAUCAUGUUGUUGGCCAUCUUAGUGGUAGUUUUGCUUUCAUAGUUUUCGACAAGUCCACUUCCACACUCUUUGUCGCUUCCGACCAAUCUGGAAAGGUUCCUCUAUAUUGGGGAAUAACUGCUGAUGGCUAUGUAGCCUUUGCUGAUGAUGCUGAUUUGCUUAAAGGUGCUUGUGGAAAGUCACUUGCUUCUUUCCCUCAAGGAUGUUUCUACUCCACAGCAGUUGGAGGAUUAAGAUGUUAUGAGAAUCCAAAGAAUAAGAUUACUGCAGUACCUGCUAAUGAGGAGGAAAUUUGGGGUGCAACCUUCAAGGUGGAAGGGCCAGCAGUUCUUGCAGCCACAGAGUAGAUAUCUUUCCAAAUGGAGUAUCAUAUGAUGGAUGCAUUUAUGGAGUAAUGGGUUUGUGUGGAUGUGACUAUAAGACAUGUAUGAAGGGAUCAUAAUGUAAAUAGCUUUACUCAUAAUUGUGGAGAAUGGGACUAGUCAUUGUAGAGUUUAAUAAUUCUGUUGCAAGUUUUGUGUAUUACUACUACAUAGGAUUUUCUGUGUUUCAAAAAAUGUCCAGUUGCAUUUCGAAUGUAAUAAUAAAAAUAUAUGCGUCUGGCUUUGAGAUUCUGCAGUACUCUCUCAUUCUAUAUAAAAGUUAAGUUGUGUAGGUACAACCUUCCAUCUUCCAA